Messenger RNA from Suillus plorans, 1107 nucleotides. RefSeq lists its product as uncharacterized. The record is from RefSeq and is a predicted model, not a curated record. NCBI's taxonomy places the organism in Eukaryota, Fungi, Basidiomycota, Agaricomycetes, Boletales, Suillaceae. The transcript has 8 exons. Bases 1 to 1107 code for a protein of 368 amino acids.
AUGGCUAUAGAAUCCUCCUCUGACCACGAUGAUGCUGCUGCUGUCGUUCGUGCUAAACGACGUAUUGCGGCUCUGGAACAGGAGGUUGAGGUUCUCAGGGCCAGUAACAAGCGGGUCAAGCCGCAAAUCGACUCUAACGUACACAAAGGACGAGCCAUCCGUCGGCUUGUGUCCUUGUUUGAUGGACUCGAGGACCUCAUAGCUGAAAACGACCGACGUGAAGAGUUGCUGGACUCAUUGGAUUUGCCAGAUCAGCUUGUUUCUACUCAAGACGAGGACAGGACCAUCAGAUCGUUCAAUGAACUACUUCGUUGCCUUCCCUGGCUCAAAAAAAAACUUUCGUCGGAUGUUGAUGAACUUGAUUACAUUUUGAGAGAUCUGCGUAAGGGCGCGGACAGCGCCCGAGGGGAUGAUACCGCCAAUCUCAAACAUGUGAUUGUCGCGUGGCUCACUGAACUUUUUCAUCCCCUGGACCCGCCCCUUCACACGAAUAUCAAAGACGAUCGCGGGUUCAUCCAUCACAUCACUGGCAAGCUCUUGUGUCCCGUAGAGUAUACUUGGUCUCUCAAUUUGACUAAGGAAAAAAUCAGGGACAGGGACCCUGACUUUCUUGUCACAGCAUACUCUUGGCCAGCAAUGUUAUACCUGGAUUACACUUUUGACUCUGGCAACAUCGAAAAGGGACUGUUUCGUUCGGCUCUGCUCCUCAAGGCCUUCAAACAUAUAUUCACAUCUCCAUCUUCUGCCAAAGAAGUUGAUGGUGAUGGUGAUGGUGCUGACGCUAUUGUAGCCUCUCAACGCCGCCGGUCCUCUGAGAGCGACAUGACUACUCGUAGUCACCUUCGGUUCUCCCUCUCCAACGUCAAUUCCUGGCGGAGUAUUGACGGAGACUUCGACUACUACGUGUUCUACAACAACAUUGUUGAUUUUUUCGAAGUCGCACCUGGCAUUGACGCACAAGCCCGCAUCAAGGAGUUGCUAAAGUGGUGGAACAGGAAGGUUUUUGGAAAGACUCGGGCUAUACCUCUUACACCAGCGCAGCUUGGGAGGUUCUCCGUGUCUAGGAUGACUUCGCAGAGGGCUGUUCAUGAGGGAGGUUCUCCUUAA